Molecule: messenger RNA, 2194 nt
Organism: Peromyscus leucopus (white-footed mouse)
Lineage: Eukaryota; Metazoa; Chordata; Mammalia; Rodentia; Cricetidae
Product: apolipoprotein L3-like
Exons: 4
Coding region: 90-1268 (392 amino acids)
Biological process (GO): lipoprotein metabolic process; lipid transport
Cellular component (GO): extracellular region; membrane
Molecular function (GO): lipid binding
Source: RefSeq, a predicted model, not a curated record
UUUUUUUUCUUCCUGUAGCCUGGACACCUGGUGAGCUGUAAGAAAACCUGUCAGGAUUCUUUGAGUGACACCAAGACCCAGCAGCUGCCAUGGGCUCCCCAGAGAGAAGAGGCUUCAUUGAGUCUGUGGUUGAGUACCUCUGGGACACAAGGAGCAAGGAGGACCUGAAGCUCCAGCUGAAUGAAGUGGUAGAGCGGCAACAGCUUGUGGAAGGAACUGCUUUGUCCAGUUUCAAUCUAAUGAAUUUGAUGUUGGCUGCCGGCUUGCUGUGUAUUGCUUAUAUUACAUUUAGGAAAUGGAAAACUUCCUUGCGUGAAGCUCCUGGUGAGAUGGUUGCAGAUCCUGAUGGAAAAGAUGUCAAUGAAGAGGAGCUCCAAAAUGACCUGAAGGACAAGACCAGGAGGAAAAUGAAAGAUAACUGGUGUGAAGCUCUUGGUAAGAACAUAGUGGCUACUGAUGUAGGUGAUGACAACAAGGUAAAAAAUGACAUCCAGGAGAAGAAAAGGUUUUUGGAAGAUUAUGCUCAGGUGAAACUGGAGCUUGAGCAGCAGAUCGAGAAGCUGCGCGCCCUUGCAGACAAGAUUGACAAGGUGCACAGGGACUGCACCAUCACACAAGUGGUGGCCAAAUCUACCGGUGCUGUGUCCGGAGUCCUGACGAUCCUUGGUCUCGCUCUGGCACCUGUGACAGCAGGAGUCAGUCUGGGACUUUCAGCCACAGGCUUGGGGCUGGGGGCGGCAGCAGCAGUGACUAGUGUUUCUACAAGCCUUGUGGAAAAGGUCAUCACGGCGAAAGAGGAAGCUAAAGCCAGCCAGCUGGUGCCAACCAGCAAGGACCAAGAGGAGCUCAUUAAAGAAGUUUUGGAGGAGAGUAAACCUGUGCUUGUUUCUGUAUAUAAGAAUUCCUUCCAGAAACUGGAAGACAUCAAGAAGAACAUUGAUGCCAUCAAACUGGCCAAAGCUAACUCUCACCUAAAAACUAAUGCCAAGCGUCUCAUGACCACAGGGAGGGUGUCAGCCCAAAACACUAAAAAGGUAAAGAAAGCCUUUGGAGGCACAGCUCUGGCAAUGUCCAAAGGAGCCCGGAUCAUGGGUGCAGCCACCACAGGUCUCUCCAUCCUGAUGGAUGUGGUCAGCCUUGUGGAAGACACAAAGCAUUUGCAGGAGGGUGCAAAGACAGAGUCUGCGGCAGAGCUAAGGCAGAAGGCUCAGAACCUGGAGCAGAAGUUGCAGGAGCUCAUCAGGGUCCAUGACAGCCUGACAAAGUGACCACUUCUUCAGUGCAGCUCAGAGGACUGGGGAUAGGGGAUGCUCUAGACACCUGAUAGCCCCUGUCUGUAUCCCCUCUACAGCAAUGUCACCAUGGUGGAAGUGCCUGCUAGAGCGGGAGGCCACAUUAAGAGAAAGGAAGCCAGAACACAGAUGGGACAGGCUUGGGACCUCCCAUAGACUCCACCUCUUAGAUCCAACAACCUCCCAACAUCCCACAUGAGGACCAAGCUCCCAAGCUGUGGUGCACAUCUAAGGUCUGACUUAACCUCAGCAUGGCUGCUCCUCAGUCAUGCCCACCAUAUUGCUCCUAGCUGAGGCUCACCAUCCUCACUGUCCUCGGAGCUGCCAACUUUUUAUACUGCUUUCUGAUUGGUUGCAUAGAGGCCUUAUUCUCCUUCCUAGAUCUGCCUAAUUCUCUGUUUUUCCAAGUAUUUCCAAGUCCUGCAAUCAGACUCUGGAAGGAACACCAUUUCUGUGUUCAUGAUUUUGGUCAUCUGGAGAGAUGGGUUUUUGGUGAAAUACUCAGAGAGUAGAAAGGAAAGGAUGCUGGGAAUGUCAUCUGCAUGGUCAUCACAGCUUCUUGGUCCUGCGAGCCAGCUGUGGGUCCAACAAGGAAGGAGAGGUGACAGGGUAUGGCUGGUCAGUUCUGCUCCCUGCUACCAGAUUCUGGGAAAAUCACAAGGUUUAAUUCCUAUUGACAUUUAAAAUCUGCUGUGAUACUCAUGAAGGGCUACACUUGGUCCGUAGUAUUUGAGGAGAAGACUAGUGAACACUGACUGGUCAUUCUUGUGUAAUUUCUGCAAAUGAUAUCCUGUGUUUUCUAGAUUGUUGACUAUAAAGUUGAUCAUUUCCUCCUGAUUUUUAUCAUCUCCUCUUUUAAAACCAGUUUUUCUUAUGGAUUAUUAAAAAAUAUUUGAAAUUUA